Molecule: messenger RNA, 8887 nt
Organism: Euleptes europaea (tarantolino)
Lineage: Eukaryota; Metazoa; Chordata; Lepidosauria; Squamata; Sphaerodactylidae
Gene: ZZEF1
Product: zinc finger ZZ-type and EF-hand domain containing 1
Exons: 54
Coding region: 1-8850 (2949 amino acids)
Biological process (GO): protein ubiquitination; regulation of synaptic plasticity
Cellular component (GO): postsynapse
Molecular function (GO): ubiquitin-like protein ligase activity; calcium ion binding; zinc ion binding
Source: RefSeq, a predicted model, not a curated record
AUGGGGAACGUGGGCAGCCACAGCGAGGGCGAGGAGGAGGAGGGAGAGGAGGAAGAGGAGCGCGCCGCAGCCGCUCCCUCCUCCCGCUCCAACGCCGCUUCCCCCUGCGAGGCCGCCAUGGACCCCGCGGCCUCCUGCUCCUCAGCCGCCGCCGCCGCCUCGGGCCCCGCCGCCCAGCCUCCCGCCUCGCCGCCCUCGCCCUUCCCGCCGGCCGCCGUCCUGCUGGGCCAGGCGCGCCUGCGGGAGGAGGCGGCCGCCCGGCUGCGCGAGGCGCCGUCGGCCGAGCCGCUGCUCUCCCGCCACCACGGCGCCUUGGUGCGCUGGCUGGAGGAGCGCCUGGGCCGCGGCGAGCCGCUCGUCAGCCUCGAGCAGGUCUGCGAAGCCCUCGAGAACCGCGCCGGGACCACCCAGGGCGCCGCCCCCCCUGCCGCCGCCGCCGCCGCCGGGAUCGCAGGGGCGGGGGCGGCCGUCGAGGAGCGCGCGCGCAACGAAGAGGCCUUGGCUCAGUUUGAUACCGAGGGAGAUGGCACGGUGGACGUGGAGAAUAUGCUGGAGAUUCUCAAGACCUCCAGUGGAGCCAAUCUGCAAGGAGAGCUUAGUCAUGUCAUCAGGCAGCUGCAGGCUUGUUCACUUGUUCCAGGUUUCAUAGACAUAUUUUCUGAAUCGAAGGAGCGCCAUAGUCUUCAUGCUUCCAUGAUUCUGAGAUUCCUGCACCGGAACCGUAUUGCCAGCUCUGUCAUCCCAUAUCCAGUCUUGGAGUACUUCAACAAUAUUUGCACUAUGCGCUCUUCUGUACUGAAGGAUUCCUUAGACCGGCUCUUCUUAAAAGAAAAAGAAUGCCCUAAUGACUUAAAUGGAAACCAGGAGUUGGACAAGCUUAAAUCAGUUUCAAAGUGCUACACUCACAUAGAAACCUCCUCCAACUCAGCUGAUAUUGACAAAAUGACCAAUGGGGAAACUUCCUCCUUCUGGCAGUCCGAUGGGAGCGCUCGUUCACAUUGGAUACGUUUAAAGAUGAAACCAGAUGUCAUUCUGAGGCACCUCUCCAUUGCAGUGGCAGCGAACGACCAGAGUUACAUGCCGCAGCAAGUCACAGUAGCAGUUGGAAGGACUGCCAGCAAUCUCCAGGAGGUCCGCGAUGUUCACAUUCCAAGCAAUGUCACCGGCUACGUGACAUUGUUGGAAAACGCUAACAUUAGUCAGAUGUAUGUGCAGAUAAACAUCAAGCGUUGCCUUAGCGAUGGGUGCGAUACCAGAAUCCACGGGCUCAGAGCUAUCGGGUACCAGAGGGUGAGGAAAGGCGGAGUCUCGGUCUGCGACGCUUCAGCGAUCUGGUACUGGUCGCUCUUGACCUCCUUGGUGACAGCUUCCAUGGAAACCAAUCCAGCAAUUGUCCACACCAUCCUGCAAAAUACCCAGAAAGCCCUGCAGCAUAUGCCGCCGUUGUCUCUGUCACCUGGUUCCACGGAUUUCUCCAGUUUCUUGUCUCCUAAUGUUUUGGAAGAAGUCGACAGUUUUCUCCUGAGAAUUACCAGUUGUUGUGCUUCUCCAGAGGUGGAGCUCACGUUGCUGGCAUUUGCUCUCGCCAGAGGGAGCAUUGCUAAAGUGUUGAGCUCACUUUGCACGAUUUCUGACCAUCUGGAAACACCUUACAAAGCUGCUUCUCUCAUUGCUUCCAUGGCCACAGUCCGGCAAAACCUGCUCUAUAAAUACGGAACGCCCCUGCGGCUGACUUUGCAAGCCUGCGACGUCAAAGGGAAGGAAGACAAAUCCGGACCUGAAAACCUCCUUGUGGAGCCUUGGACGGGGGAUGGCUUCCUUACAGAGACUGGAAAGACUCGGGCCAGCGUGAUCCUAUCAACGGGGACGGAGUCGGCUUUCCAGGUCACGCAAAUUAGAAUAAAGGUACGGAGAGGAGCAAUUGGGGCCCGGUGUGGGUUAGUGUUUGCUUAUAACUGCUCUUCAGAAAAAUUUCACGCAGAGGAGCAUUUUAAAAGAUUUGAAACCUACGACAAAUGGAAGCUAGAGGAUUUCCGGCAGUUUUUAAAAAUCAGGAGUGGCACUUCUCGUGACGAGCUGGGAGAGGAGGACCCCGUUGGCUGGUUUGAAAUGGAAGAGGAGUGGGACGAAGUGGAAGUCAAAAUGCAGCAGUGCAGAAUUUCCAGAUAUCUGAUGGUGAAGUUCCUAUGCACCAGGCAAGACAAGGCCGAGAGGCUCGGAGUGCAAGGUCUGAGCCUCUUCGGGUACCUUCGGCCCGCGUCGGCAGAGCCCAGCAGAAGCAUGAUUUGUAUGAAGUGCGGCAAAACUAAUGGAGAUACCAUUUGUGGAACGACUCUUCUCCUGAAGACUCUGUGUUUCGUCCAGCAACUUGCACAGGAUUUGGUGCAGAAGAAAGAGAGUGGUCUAAGGUACAGAUCAUACCUGGAUUUUGGAGGCCUUGAUUUAAAGCUGUUUUGGGAUUUCUACAGCAGACUUCACGAAAACCCGCGAGAAGAGUGCAUCGAGGCCCAGACCAUGAUCCUGCGGCUUUUGCAGAGCUGCUUCUCGGUGCUCGCCGCAGACAAUAAAGCCACAAAACCUCAGGAAAACGCACAGAGCAAAAAGCCCGAUGACACAGAAGCGGCCGAGGCAUUGUACAAGCAUCUCUGUGAAGUCGUAGACAGGAGAGAUGGCGAGUCCACGCCGUUGAAGACCUUGAAGCAGGAAGUCAACAACACGUUGCUCAACGGCGCAGCCAUCUUUUUCCCGGAGAGGCAUACCCGACGGGAGCAGCUCUUUGCAAUGAUGAAAAACAUUACAGAACAGGAACACAAACCGUCCGCCCAUCUUGCUUUCAAAUCCCUCUGCACUUAUUUCAGCAAUCAGGAUCCUGGUGGGCUUUUGCUCUUACCAGAGAAAGGAACUUCUGCAGACCUAGAUGUUGGUCAAGUGCUAACAGUGAUGGAGACUCUUCUGUUGGUGGCGUCGAGAGAAUGUGAAAUGUUGAUGCUGGGCAUGGCCCAGCAAGACAGCAGUUCCGUGCUCUCAUCCUUAUUCUGGUCUGUACAAGGCAGCCUCCUUUCCUGGUGCUACUUGCAGUUCAAGGGCAGCGACUCGGCACCCAAGAACCUCGCCACGGAAAUCCUUACAAAAUAUGUGCAACUGUUCCUGUCAAGUGUCAGGAAAAUUUUAGAAUCUCUCCUGGCUCAGCAUAGCGGAAAGAUCAUAGUGGAAAAAUUGAGCAACUCUGUCUUUGCCAUGGUAACCCGCCAGCUGAUGACUGUCCUGCUGGACUUCUGCACUUUAGACAUUCCACACUGCGCCCUUCUGCAGGAUAUCAUAACCUUGACAAAGCUACUGAACGACCUGUCGAUGGAGCCCGGAGAGAAUCCAGAUAAGGUGGACAUGGAAAGCUGGCAGCAAGAGCAGCCUGUGGUGCUUCGAACGUGGGCACUGGAAUCUCCCCACAACUAUGACAACAACUGCCACGACGUCACCGUCUUCCUUUGUCCGGGGGCAACUUACUUCGAGGUGGAAUUUGAUGAACGAUGUGAAACAGAGAGGAGGUAUGACUAUCUGGAGUUCACUGAUGCGAGAGGAGCCAAAACUCGGUAUGACACAAAAGUUGGCACGGACAAGUGGCCCAAGAAAGUGACCUUUAAGGCUGGCCCACGGCUGCAGUUUCUCUUUCACUCUGACAGUAGUAACAAUGAGUGGGGCUACAAGUUCUCCGUCACUGCAUACGGCCUGCCGGACAUCGCGGUUUCCUGGGGGCUGGAUCUGCAACUCCUCGUGGCCAGGCUGAUGGGGUGCUUGGCUUCUCGGAGUAUGCUGCUGAAAUCUGUACAGGGAAAGGAAACCGAACGGUCUCCUGCAAAAGUGACAGCUGUUCUUAAUUCUUCUCUGUGGAAACCGGUCUUCAGGCAGCAGAUGUGUCCUGAACAGACUCCAGGAGCAAGUGUGCCCAGCCAAACAAACCGAGGCAGCACAGAGGGCCUCAACUCCCACGUCAGCGACUGUCAUAAAUUUCUCCUUGACUUCGCAAAAUCAGACCCUGCCCAGGAGUUCAGUGGGCCAAAUUCUGAGCUUUUCAAAGGACUCACACAGGCAUGUAAAAAACAGGCCCCCAAGAGUGAUAUAGUUGCUGGUUCCGCUGUUGAUCAAGCUGUCAACUCCACAUUUGCUGCUUUGGUGUAUCUCUCUUCAGAUUUGUUUGGGAAGCUGCAAAGAUAUGUCACCAGCGGAGGCAAAGCACUUUUAGGUGAUGAGUUUGCACAAGUAUAUUCCCUGGCUGAUGGGAUCAGAAUAUGGAUGCUAGAGAUGAAGCAAAAGUUCCUUGUGGACCAGGGAAGCGACAGGGAAGAGAAGCCAGCUGGGGAGGCGUGCGAGGUGAACCCAGAAACUCUUGCACAACAGUGCAUCCAGAAGAGCCUUUUACUUCUGAGUUUCCUACCUGCAAGGACCAAGGCAGAAAGCCAUGAAUCUAAUAGCGUGGAGGACUUUGGACAGGGCCACAAAGACAAACGCCGAAGGACAAGCUCUGUAAUCGAAGCGGAUUUUCAGGCCGCGGACGCAGCACCUGUCUGCAGAGCUACUGAUUCUGCUUCCCCCGAGGGCAGUCGAGCGAUAGAUUUACACAAGCAAGUGCCGGACUCACCACAGGCAGAAAAGGCCUCGCCGAGCAAACUGCCUGACAGUGGUGCCUCGGAGCAAGAAGAGGCCUCAUCCCCUCCCUCCACUCCCACACGCAAGCCUCCGUUUAGCCGUGGAAGGCUACGGCUUCUCUCUUUCCGUUCGAUGGAAGAACCCAAGUCCAUGCCCAGCAUCAAGGAGAAAUACCCUAUCCUAAAGCACGCCUUAGAUUUCAUUAAGGACCAGUCUCUUUGUCAUGAAAGUGUGUUGGAGGUCCUUGCUUUAAGGAAAGCUCAAGCCAAAAGUAUCUUGGAAGUCCUGAAGACAAUCCACCAGUGCCUAAAAGCUCUCAGCCAACCUCACUGUUUCCUCCCAUCCUGCAUUCUUUUUCUGUUGGAACUCCUGGCUUGCCAAAAAGACUUCACCAAUUACUUUGGACACCUGGAAGGCUGCGGUUCUGAGCUACAUCAGGAAAUACGGGAAGCCUACUACCAGCUGCUUUUCUUUUUGGUCAAUGCAGUAAAAGGAUUUAGCAGCCUCAACGACAAAGCACUGCUCCCUGCCUUGUCCUGUGUGCAAGCAUCCCUCCUUCACCUCCUGGAUAUGGGUUGGGAGCCCCGCGACCUUUCCUUCUUUGUUGAGAUACAGCUUCCACAGUUCCUCAUGACCAUGUCGCAGGAAAACAUAAGUACCCACGACAGCAUCGUUUGUCAGUGGAGCGAAGAAGACGAAAUUGCAGACUACAGACAGAACUCUGAGUGGAUGGAUGAGUGCCAAGAUGGAAUCUUUGAGGCAUGGUGUGACAAGAUAAGUCAGGCGGAUCCAGAGAAGCAGAGAAAGAUGCAUAUGUUCAUUGCCCGCUAUUGUGAUCUCUUGCGUGUUGACAUCUCGUGUGACGGGUGUGAUGAGAUCGCCCCCUGGCACCGCUACCGCUGCUUGCAGUGCAACGAUAUGGAUCUUUGUAAGACGUGCUUCUUGGGUGGAGUGAAGCCCGAAGGUCACGAGGACAACCACGAAAUGGUUAACAUGGAGUACGCCUGCAAUCAUUGCCAAGGGAUCAUUGUGGGCCAGCGCAUGAACUGUAACGUGUGCGAAGACUUUGACCUCUGCUUCGGGUGUUACUCGGCCAAGAAGUACUCUGAUAGCCACCUUCCCACCCACAGCAUCGUGGCGUAUCCAAUGGUGACCAUUCGUCUCAGUGAUCGGCACAGGCUUAUCCAGCCGUACCUCCACAACUACUCCUGGCUGCUCUUUGCUGCUUUGACCCUCUACAGUGCCGACUUGGCGAGUGGUGAGGAAGUGGAUGACGAGGCCCUUGACCCCGCGGUCAUCUCCCACGCCCGAGUCCUGCAGCAGGAGUGCAUUCGCCUAGCCGGGGAUUGCCUGAUGAAAGCCCAGCACGGGAAAGGUGUGAAAGCUCUAGCCCUGCUCUGCGUGUUCCCAGAAGGCGAAUCUUUGUCCGAAAAUGUGAUGCCAUCUAUUGAUUAUUCCACAGACAGUAACAUGCACAGCCAUGCUAGCAAAGAAGCCGGGGACAAUCCUCAAGUCGCCAAAGUUCUGCCUCCGAAACCAGCCGACGAAAAGGUGAAACUGAGCCAGGAACAGGCCUUCGCUGAAUGUUCCCAGAAGAGGAUUCUUGGCUUGCUGGCGGCCAUGUUGGCUCCCUUGAAAUCCGGGUCUGCAGCAUCCCUGAUUAACCUGGACCAGAUCCUUCCCCUCAUGUUUCAAGUGGUGAUCUCCAACGCCGGCCAUUUGAAUGAAACCUACCACCUGACCUUGGGGCUCCUGGGCCAGUUGGUUCGAAGGCUGACUCCUGCUGAAGUGGACGCUGCCGUCACCAAGGUCCUCUCGGCCAAGCAUAGCCUCGUGGCGGCCGGAGAUGGCUCUACAGUGCCAGAAGGCUGGAAGACAACCCAUCUCCUUUUCAGCUUGGGAGCCGUCUGCUUAGACAGCCGCAUAGGCCUAGACUGGGCGUGCACCAUGGCAGACAUCCUUCGCGCUCUGAACUCUUCCGCCCAGUGGCAUGGGGUGAUCGCCACUUUCACAGACCACUGCAUCAAGCAGCUGCCCUUCCAAUUGAAGCACACCAACAUCUUCGCCUUACUGGUUCUUGUUGGGUUUCCAGAGGUCCUGUGUAUGGGCACUCGCUCGGUGUACACAGAUAAUGCAAAUGAAGCCCACAACGUCGUCAUCCUUAAGCACUUCACAGAGAAGAACAGGGCAGUGGUUGUGGAUGUCAAAACCCGAAAGAGGAAAUCAGUGAAAGACUACCAGCUGGUUCAAAAGUGUGGCCAAGACGACAGUGAAUCGCAGAGCCAGCUGCGCCAGUACCUCCAGCAUUUUGUUUUCAUAACCAGCCAUCUUCUCCAGACAAGUAUCGACAGCAGCUUUGCUGAGGCAGUGGAAGCGUCCUGGGUCUUGUCUCUUGCUCUGAAAGGACUUUACAGGACGCUUAAGACACAUGCCUUUGAAGAGAUCCGCACCGCCUUCCUUCAGACUGGCUUACUGAAGCUGCUGGUGAAGAAGUGCAGCAAAGGAACAGGUUUCAGCAAGACGUGGCUUCUCCGAGACUUGGAGAUCUUAUCAAUCAUGCUUUACUCAUCCAAAAAGGAAAUAAGCUCCCUUGCUGAGCGGAAGGUCCCAAGACUGGAGGAGAGGGACGAGGAUCAAGCAGUGGAUCAGUCUGUCGUCACGCCCACUGAUGCUGACCAGAACCGGCCGGACCCUCUGGAGGGCUUGGAUGAAGCCACCAAAAUCUGUUUCUUGAUGACUCAUGAUGCUCUCGAUGCACCUCUGCAUAUCCUUCGGGCCAUGUACGAAUUGCAGAUGAAGAGGACAGAUUCUUUCUUUCUUGAAGUUCAGAAGAGGUUUGAUGGGGACGUAGUCACAACUGAUGAGAGGAUCCGAACCCUGGCUCAGAAAUGGCAGCCCAGCAAGCGCCUGCGCUCGGAGGAACAGAGCUCCAAAGCAGUGGAUACCGACAUGAUCAUCUUACCCUGCCUGUCGAAGCCUGCCCCCAGCGACAAAGCCACCGAAGAAUCCAACCCCAUCACCCAGAAGCUUAUCACCAACACGGAGAGCGACCUGCAGCUCAGCUACGCCAAGCAGCGCCGCACCAAAAGCUCCGUCCUGCUGCAGAAGGAGCUGGACUCCAGGAGCAAGAAAGCCGUGCGGGGCUACCUCCGCCGGGUCAACGAGGCGACCGCCGUCCUCUACGCCCGGCACGUCCUCGCCUUGCUCUUAGCUGAGUGGCCCGACGAUGUGGCAAUCAGUGAGGAGAUGCUGGAGCUCAGCGGCCCCGCCCACAUGACCUACAUCCUGGACAUGCUGAUGCAGCUGGAGGAGAAGCAGCUGUGGGAAAAGAUUCUCCUGAAAGUGCUGCGUGGCUGCAACGAAAGCAUGCUUGCAACGAUGGCGCUCACGGCCUGUCAGUUUAUGGAGGAGCCUGGGAUGGCUGUCCAAGUGCGCGAAUCCAAGCAUCCCUACAACAAUAAUACAAAUUUUGAGGAUAAGGUCCACAUCCCUGGUGCUAUCUACCUCUCCAUCAAGUUUGAUCCCCAGUGUAACACCGAAGAAGGAUGCGACGAGCUGCUCAUAUCCAGCAGCAGUGACUUGCAGCAUGACCGGCACAGCUUCAGUGGGCCCCCACACAAGUGGACCGACUUUGAGCUCCCAGGAGAUACGCUGUACUAUCGAUUUACAUCCGACAUGAGCAACACUGAGUGGGGCUACAAGUUUACAGUGACGGCUGGUCAUCUGGGGAGGUUCCAGACAGGGUUUGAGAUUCUGAGGCAGAUGCUCUCGGAGGAAAGGGUGGUCCCUCAUAUUCCACUAGCCAAAGUUUGGGAGUGGCAGGUGGGCGUGGCCUGCCGGCAAACGGGCCACCAGAGAUUGAAAGCCAUCCAUCUGCUCCUUAAGAUAGUGCAGUGCUGCAGCCAAAGGGACUGUGACCUCACGUUACUGAAGCCACUGUGGCAGCUUUUCACCCACAUGGAGAACAACCUGCGCAUAGAUGUGACCAAGCUGGGAAUCCUCCUCCCGCUUCACCGGGCACUGACCGAACUUUUCUUUGUUACUGAGAACAGAGUCAAUGAACUUGGAUCUCUGCAGGAAUACUUGCUUGCCUUAAAUACGGAAGACCAUCUUCACCGCUGUACAGCACAGGCCCUGAAAAACAUUGCUGCUAUUAGCCUUGCCAUUAACUAUCCCAACAAAUCGACAAGUCUCUGGAAUGUUUAACGAGUGGCCUUGCGGUUUUGGGAUAGGAUAGUUCCUG